Messenger RNA from Centruroides sculpturatus (bark scorpion), 1534 nucleotides. Its product is annotated as 5' exonuclease Apollo-like. Gene Ontology annotation, molecular function: damaged DNA binding; 5'-3' DNA exonuclease activity. NCBI's taxonomy places the organism in Eukaryota, Metazoa, Arthropoda, Arachnida, Scorpiones, Buthidae. Bases 141 to 1430 code for a protein of 429 amino acids. The record is from RefSeq and is a predicted model, not a curated record. The transcript is spliced from 3 exons. Gene Ontology annotation, biological process: double-strand break repair via nonhomologous end joining; protection from non-homologous end joining at telomere; interstrand cross-link repair.
UGGGAUCGUAGCGUUAUCUGUGACGAAUUGUCAUUCUGUGUGGAUUAGGCGAUGAAAAUCGAAGUUUCAUUCGAUUUUUAAGAGAAAAUUAAUUAAAUUACCGAUCGUUUAUAAGGUAAAGGGCUAUUUUAAAGAUAAAUAUGGGAGGAAAUGGUCAUAUUAUACCAAAUACACCCAUUGCCGUCGAUUUAUGGAGUCCUACCAAACAUCCCGAAGCAAAGAUUUUCUUUCUCAGUCAUUUCCAUUCAGAUCAUAUUGUUGGAUUGACUUCUUCGUGGAGUUUUCCCAUAUAUACAUCAGAAAUUACAGCAAAAUUACUGGUUGGAAAAUUAAAGAUUAAUUCAACUCUAAUAAGAGAAUUGGAAUUGAAUAAAGACCACUUAAUUCCAUUAGAUGAUGAAAAGAAAGAAAUGCUGACAGUAAGACUCAUCAAUGCCAACCAUUGUCCAGGAUCUGUGAUGUUUUUAUUUUCAGGAUAUUUUGGUAAUGUCCUUUAUACUGGAGAUUUUCGUUACUCUUCCAAUCUAUUGGAGGGAAUAACUUUGCCCAUUAUAGACGUUUUGUAUCUAGAUAAUACAUAUUGUUCUUCCUCGUGCGAGUUUUAUAGUCGAGAAUAUGCCGUUCAAACUCUUAUUCAACGAUUACACAACUGUCUGAAGAAAAGUGAUCGCAUUAUGAUUGGAAUUGAUAAUUUAGGAAAGGAAGAAGUAUUAUUAAAAAUAUACGAGGAAACUGAAUGCAAAAUAUAUGUAGAUGAUAAUCUAAUGAAGAUAUUAGAAAUCUUGGAAAUAUCGCACGUAGCCACAACCAAUCCUAAAAGUACUAAAUUGCAUGCAGUGCCUACCGUAAAAAUCAACGGAACAAAUUUGAUGAAGUGGAAUAAGUGUGAAGUCACGUGUGCAAUUUUACCAACAGCACGCUACACAGGUUUAGGAUUCAUACCAUUCAGUAGUUAUUCAAAUAUUCAUAUAAUACCAUAUUCCAAUCAUUCUUCAUUUCGAGAACUGAAAGAAUUCGUGAAAAAAGUUCACCCAUGUCAUAUCGAGCCUAUUAUUAAAAAAGAUGCACAAGGUAUAUUAGGUACCGAUAUUUCAUCCAGAGCUAAUAUGGAUGUAUUUACAGAAUUUAUACACGUAUUUACACAAAAACCAAUAACUAUUCCAGAAUCAGUUAGGAAGUUUAUGAGUAAAGUGAUAAGUUCAUCAGAGCAAGCGGAGAGAAAAUUAUCAAGAAAAAGAAGCAUAGAUAAACAAAGAAAAGGGAGUGAAAGUAAUUCAACACAAAAAAGUACAAAAAGAGGACUGAAAAGUCUGCACGUAGAACAGGAGGACGGUUCGUCGGGUAACGUACAAGAAAAUUGGGAAUUAGUCUGCCUUACUGCAACUGAACCACCAAAAAUUAUUGUAGUCGAUUCACUCGAAACCGAGUGAGUUUUAUAUAGAAGUACUGUUAUAAUCAAUCAAACUACUUUUUAUCCAAUUUAUAAAAUAAUUUUCUACAAGAUAUUUUGAGAAAAUAUUAUUUAAAAAUUUAU